AUGGUCAUCAUUGGCAGAUACCAGGAAUCUGUCGAUAUAAUGGAGAAAGAAGGUAGUCUACUAGCCGACCGUCCUCGUGCAGUUGCGGCAGGAGAGAUAUUGUCGCGCGGGCUGCAUUUGAUCCUUGCACCCGCAGGAGAGCAGUUCCACAGACUUCGCAGAGCGGCUCAUACUCACCUUCAAGCGAAAGCUGCAGAAUCCUAUGUGCCAAUCCAGAUGAAUGCUGCCCGUAAUGUCAUCCUCGAUAUCCUUAAUAACCCUAAAGGACACCAAGCAGCUGCGAAUCGGUAUGUUGCACUCAAUGUGUUGUUUUAUGAUCACUUAUGCAUUCAACUCAAGCUACACCGCCUCCAGUCAUCUUGCGUGUCACGUAUGGCAAGUCGACCCCCCGAGAUCAUCGUCAUCCAGAAAAUGCUCAAGCGCUUCCAGAUGCUCAUGCGACCUGGUGCAUUACUGGUAGAGCGCUACCCGAUAUUAAAAUACGUUCCGGGAUAUGGAACCGAGUUGGAGCAGUGGAGAAGGGAAGAGAGUCAGCUCUUCCAUGACCAGCUUGAUCGUGUUUUGAGAGAAUUGGUUGGCGACCAGCAAGCUGGUCCCUCGUUUGCUCGCUAUCUUCUUGAGAACCAGUCUUCGCACAAGCUCUCGGACGAAGAAAUGGCUUAUCUUGCUGGGUCGCUCUUUGGCGUCGGUUCGGACACGACUGCUGUUGCGAUUAUGGUUGUCGUCAUGGCUUCUGCAUGCUAUCCCAAGGCUCAGGAGAAAGUGCAAGAAGAACUGGACGUCGUCAUUAGUCGUGACAGAGCUCCCACAUUCGACGACUACAACUCCCUCCCGCAGAUUGAAGCGUUCAUGCUGGAGUGUCUUCGCUGGAGACCCAUGACGACUCUCGGAUUCACACACCGUGCGCUGACUGAUAUCCCAUACAUACGUUUUUCAAAGAAUACGUGUAUCCCAGAAGGUGCUAUCGUCUUUGGCAACCACUGGGCAAUCUCCCGUGACCCAAGCGUCUACCCCAACCCUGACCAGUUCGAUCCUCAGAGGUGGCUCAACACCGACGGCAAAAUCCGGGACGACCUCAAGUUCCCUUCAUUCGGUUUUGGACGCAGAAUCUGCCCAGGACAACAUAUAGCAAACCGCUCGAUCUUCAUUAACGCUGCGCUCCUCUUGUGGUCUUUCAAGAUCACGCAGGACCCUGAGAACCCAAUUGAUGAGUCGGGUUUUGUGGAUGGUGUUAUUGUGCAUCCUAAGCCGUUUGCUGCGUGUUUUGAACCGAGGUUUGGGAAUGAGGCGGCAUUGAGGGGGGUGAUGGGGAAGUAUGGCGAGGGAUUGUAG
Messenger RNA from Suillus paluster, 1332 nucleotides. RefSeq names its product cytochrome P450. Lineage: Eukaryota; Fungi; Basidiomycota; Agaricomycetes; Boletales; Suillaceae. Bases 1 to 1332 code for a protein of 443 amino acids. Gene Ontology annotation, molecular function: monooxygenase activity; iron ion binding; heme binding. The record is from RefSeq and is a predicted model, not a curated record. The transcript has 8 exons.